GCCCAUCGGUCUCCUCUCUCUCUCUCUCUCGCCUCUCGUCCCUUCUUUGCUUUUUCUCCGCUUCGCUUCGUACUCGGAUCCGGGAAGUUCUCCAUCGAGGUUCGUCGUUCGCGAGUUCUCGCUCGAUCGCGCUCGAUACGACGCUUCUCAUGCUCUCGCGGCAGUUCCUCGCGACGAUUCCUCGACGAUGACGACGACGAGGACUCGUCUCAGCUUCCAUUUUCGGUUACGUCGCGCGGAGAUGGAACUCGCAAUUACACGACGACCACGCACUCACGCACUCGCCGACGUGCGGGCGGCAUAACGCGUGAGCGCGUGCACGCAUUAACGCACGUCGUCCCCCUCUUUCUCCUCCUUCUCCUCCUCCGACUCCCAUUAUCCUUCCGAUCUUACGUCAGUCGGAUCGUGGCGUUUUUCAACCCUUUUGUUCGGAGCCAAUCGGCCGGUUCGCUUGGUUUAGCUCUCGGCCUCGCUUUCCCCGCGUCCGUUCGCUCGUUCGUUCACUCGCUCGUACGCCUGUUGUGCUGUCCGUUGGAUGAUCGAAUUAAUCACGCGACGUACGAGCCGAGCAGUCACAGUCAGUCGACGCCGUAAUUCGCCGCCGCCGCCGCCACCAUCCUCGUCGUCGUCAUCGUCGUCGCGGGCGCGAAAUGCGACGCACAAGAGCCGAGGAGCCGGAACGCGGAACGGCGCACGCGGAAGCCGCGACGGGAUCCCUCGCGUGAUUUAUGCCGCGGCUUGUCGCGCGACGCAUUAUAUGAUGACAUAAUACGGAUCUGCCGGCUGAAUUCUUGAGAAGGCACGCAUCAACGAUCGACCUGCAGAGCGACGAACGAAUGAUCCAAAAUGAAUGAUAUAGAAAGUUUUGGCAUGAAGGGAAGCGGCUCCAAGAUGCCUCACAGUCAUUCAACGCCAGCGGGUGUGGAUGGAGGUAGUAGAACACCUCCCGCGACACCGAGGAAAGCUGGAAAAAUGCUCGCAGUUCGUGUACAGAUGUUGGAUGACACUAUUACAAUGUUUCAAGUGCAGGCAAAAGCACUAGGUAGAGUGUUAUUUGAUCAAGUUUGUAAGCAAUUGAACCUUUUAGAAGCGGAUUACUUUGGUCUUGAGUAUCAAGAACCAAACUUAACAAAAUAUUGGUUGGAUCUGGAGAAACCAGUAUGUAGGCAGGUCGGUCUGUCUCUAAUUGAUCCUCUAUUGAGGUUCUGUGUUAAAUUUUAUACACCGGAUCCUGCACAACUCGAGGAAGAGUUUACAAGAUAUUUAUUCUGUCUACAAAUCAAACGAGAUUUAGCUCAAGGUUUACUUCAAUGUAACGAUAACACAGCAGCAUUGAUGGCCAGUUAUAUCAUUCAGGCUGAAUGCGGAGAUUAUGCGAUAGAAGAUUAUCCAGAUCAUACAUAUUUAGCAACAUAUAAAUUCGUGCCUCAUCAGGAUCAAGAAUUGGAACGACGUAUUAUGGAAAAUUACAAGAAACACGCAGGCCAGUCUCCUGCAGAAGCAGAUCUCAAUCUUUUAGAGACAGCUCGACGUUGCGAACUUUAUGGAAUGAAAAUGCAUCCGGCUAAGGAUCAUGAAAGUGUUCCGCUAAAUCUCGCAGUGGCACAUAUGGGCAUUGUAGUUUUUCAAAAUUAUACUAAGAUAAAUACAUUUAGUUGGGCCAAGAUCAGAAAAAUCAGUUUUAAACGGAAACGUUUUUUAAUCAAAUUACAUCCUGAAGGUUAUGGCUAUUAUAAGGAUACAGUCGAGUUUUUCUUCGAGGGACGUAAUGAGUGUAAAAACUUUUGGAAAAAAUGUGUAGAAAAUCAUGGUUUCUUUCGUUGCUCUGUAGUUAAGAGAGUUGUAAGGCAGAAAACUAGAGUGCUUAGUCGUGGAUCAUCAUUCAGGUAUAGCGGCAAGACACAGAAACAAAUUGUUGAAUUUGUUCGAGACAAUUAUGUGAAGAGGCAAACAUUUCAAAGGUCCAAUUCGUUCCGGCAGACUAGCGGUGGUAGGGCAUUGCAGGGCUCGGAGGGGGGAGGCUAUCGUGGGGCCACUCCAAGCAGCUCCCUUAUGGGCAGCUCCAGCAUCUCUGCCCACCCCCUCCUGCCCCUCGGCGAUCCUGCUCUGGCAACCCCAGCUCUAUCUCUGUCAUGCGGCUCGAUGACACUGGAUUCUCCGACGACUGUGACGAGUGUCUCGAUGGGAGGGACGAUUCACCGUCGAGAAGACACAGCUACAUCGUUUCGGACGCUCACCUCUAUCGACGUCCAUUCGCCAGCCACCCCCAGCCAGGUCCCAGUACAGCGGCCGAUGCUUUCUACCAUCCAACAACGGACUUCAUCAACAGGUCGUAUCAGCCCCUCUAACAGCAGUCCCCCCGAAUUCCCACCACCACGACCUCUGCCUAGAUACCCCUGGCAACGGUCGGCUAGUUGUCGCGAGCUGUACGCUUCUAGUUUCGAGGAUUCUGGUAAAGCGCGACCGCGGGACGAUAAGGCCACUGCGGAGCCUCUAUUAGAUCCAUUCCAAUUAGCUUCCCAAGGUGAACUAGAUAACCCGAUAACACGUUAUGACGAGAGUAAUCGUUCAUAUAGCGCCGCUAGUUCGAAAUUACCUUCUUUAGAUCACGAUUCUGUCCCUGAACGUGUCUACAGCAGUUCCUACCCGGGAACGUCGUCGUUGUCUACCGAAUCGGGUCAUGAGGAAUCAGGUCCCGCUGGAGAUCUGUCUCACGACGAUCUCUCGCAUGAUUCUUACGAGCUGUUAGAACGCGAGCAUGAAUUCGAAUAUCCGGAAUCGUAUUCUAGUCCACACGAUGAGCACGAACCAAUAUCCGAUCAGAGCGACGAGGGAAUCGAGCACGAGAUGUUCCAAAUGGAUUCCGAAACCGAUUCCUUCGUCAAGCACAGAUCGUUGAAGUCUUCUGAGAAACAACAAUACAAAUCCGCGCUCAUCGAUCAUAAGAACUCUAAAACUAAGUCCAUCGAUCGGUACUCAGCCGUAUCCAAAGCAGACAGUGAUUUCGUGAUCACUGAAUCGAGGAUACAGCGAUCGGGCACGCAGAUAGAGCGCAAGUUUGAGACGAGACAUACCAAUUCCGUGGAACAGUCAUCUAAAACGACUAUUCCGCAUCAAGAUUCCGCGAAAAAAGAUCCCGUUAUUUUACAGGUGCAGAAACAAAAAGUUUCUGUUCUAAACGAAUUAAAGAACUUGAAACCCAAGUACAAGAUCACACAUGUAGACUCGGAGGUUUUGCGAGACGAGGGUAUUAUGCGUCCGAAGUCGCGAAUCGACGACGACUUGAGCCCGGUCGACGGAAAUAAAACUAUUUUGGAUCACAGUGUGAGAGGUAGAACGAUUCGAGCGCGCAGUAUUGCCAGCUUGGACGAUCAUCCGCCGCGACUGUACGUUGAGACAGGUAGCUUAGGUCGAGGGCAUAAAUCCAGGGAUAGGAAAUCGAAGGACGCCGACGCUAGAAUCGAGAAAGUUUUGUCGAAAAUGCAGGAGAAGGAACGUAGGAGUGUUGAGAGAGAGGAGCGAAAACGGGCUGAGAGGGAUUAUUCGAGGGAAUGCAGGCGGAUCGAUAAGAAUGAUUCGCGAGAGCGUCGUUCAAUGGAUAGGCUUGAUUCACGUGAGCGGAAGUCGGAUGGCCACAGUCGUCGUAAUAUAGAUCGAAUCGAUAUGCGCGAGUUGCGUCGGAGCAUUGAGCGGCUCGAUGUGCGCGAACGAAGCUACGAGCAGUUGGACUCGCAGGAAAAGAGUGCCUUUUACUACAAUGACUUUUAUGAAUCGCGCGGUAAGAGUGUCGAUCGUUUAGACUCUCAAGGGCUACGCAGCAGUAUGGAGUACCUAAAAAGUCCCAAGGAGAGGAGUAAUUAUCGGCAUUCGGAUUCGCGUGAACGUAGGGAGAGAAGUAUCGAGCGAAUAGAUUCUCGAGAGUCGAGGAAAAGUAGAGCAGCUUCUAUCGAUUACGGCCAAAGGCAUACUUUGGAACGUUUCGAUUCCGGCAAUAGAAGUCCAUUCGAACGAUUGUCUAUGAAGGAACAACGGAGAAUGAGCAUAGAGAGAUUAGACUCUCAGAAGUUUGAUUUUGAUCCGCGAGCGAUUGAGCGUUUAAAAUUCUUAGAACGUUACGAACAAAGAGAACGAGCUCACGAAAGGAAGAUGGAAUCGAGGAGCGCCGAACGAAAAAGUCUGGAAAAAUUGGAUUCGCGCGAGCGAAGGUAUCUGGGACGCUUGGAGUCACGGGAAGGAAGAAGUCUCGAAUGCCUAGACUUCGACAGCAUGGAGCGCAGAAACGAAAGAAUGGAGUAUAAGGAUCAAAAGAGAAGCAGAAGCAAGUCUGAGAAAGGCAAAUCGGAAGAGAAACCGCGCGAGCGUGACGACUGGAGGAGCUUGGAAAAAGCACGAAAAGAUAAUGAGAGGCGAGAACGCGAACGACAAGCGAAACUGUCCAUUGAAUCUCGUACAGAAACCGUUAUAGGCGUGCCGCAUGAGAUGGAGAAUUUAAAACCCAAGGCAGUGUUCGCCGAAUACGAGCCGAAAGUUGUCGGCGGUGUCGUACUAGGUUUCGAAGAAACCGCGUUACCUGGGCACAUACCGGUGGAACGUACAAAGAGCGAUCCAAAUCCAGCGCGACAAAGAUUAGGGUCCAACAGUAAGCGGCAUAUGUUGAUGCACCAGAAAUCCAUAGAUCUGACUCCCGCCGAUUCAGGCGAUGAAGAGCCAUUCUCGGACAGCGCGGCUAUACAAAAGGCUAAUGUCGAUAUUCCAUACACAUUGCAUAAGAGACACGUUAUGAACGGUACGGCAUCCGACGAGAAAUCCGAGUCGGAUAGUAGUAAAACUUCGAGGAACAUCAAGAGCAUUGCCAAGGAUUUACCGAAGUUGCCGCUGAAAAUGGUGACGGACAUCACGUGCUUCGAUCUGACCAAGCUUUCUUCGACAGACAAGCCUAGCAAUAAAUUAUCACCGGAUAAACCAAAGAGCGGUGCGAUUACUACCGCAAGACCGAAAUCUAUAUUGAGCCCCUCGGAUAAACCGAGGAGUAUUUUAAGUCCAACGUCGAAACUCUCGCCUACGGAUCCAAAGAGUAUCGUUUGCAGUUUAUCGCCAACCAAGAGAAGUCCUUCCAAGACGAACGUAAAGACUCAAUCUCCCGAUAAACUUUCGCCAAAGGGCGGCUCGUUGGAUAGAAACAGAGCUGAUGUUAUUAUUGAGGAUUACACAUGUAAAAAAUCUUCGAGUUUAGAUAAAAAACCGUCAAAAUUGUCGCCGGUAGAACCGAACGUUACUAUCAUCUCGGCACUUGAGAAACGCUCGCCUAAAAAAUCGCCGACUGAUCCUAAUGUAACUAUUAUUUCAGUGAUACAGAAGAAAAAAUCUGUAGAUGGUGCGUCAAGAAGUCCCACUAAAAUUACGAAACCGACGGAUACCAAGAUAAAAGGCGCUCUAAACUUUGCUGAUGUCGUGAGCAUGGAAAUGAAGCAAAAUCUAGAACGCAAAGUUAAAAUUGAGAAAGACAGUUUGAAAACACCGGAUGAUAGCUUAGAGAAACAAGAUAGCAUCGAGAAAAUACCGUUACCUGAAAUUCCUGGCGAUGGAAUAAUGGGAGGUGUCGAUAAAACAAUGUUUUCUUUAGAUGAUCAAGUGAAAAAUCUUGAACUGACAAUGGUUAAAAGAGACCAUUCUCCAAAACAAACAUUUGAUGAGUUGUCUAUAUCCGACGAUGAUCAAAAGAAAAGCAAUAUACAGUCUGUAGUAGCUGAAGUGCAUGUACCGGCAACGAGAAGCGAAAUUACAUCGGAAAAACCACCACUUCCAGAAAAACCGAAAACAUUGGAGAAGUUAAGUAUUCCUGAAAAGACGAAACGUAUUUUGGAGAGGAUAGAGUCGAAAUUCUCAGAAGUUAAUAAAAAUUCCGCGACAAAAAUAUCAAGACCCAAGAUUAUCGAUACCGGGUUUGAUGAUUUCGUGGAUCCAGUCGCCGAUUUGCCUUUGGAUGAAGUGCCUGUGAAACCUGCUUUAGAGUUGGAUAGUCUUAAAGUUCCUGAAUUCGUUCCCUUUAUGCUGAGACCGCACGAACCAUUGAGGUCGAAGUCUCUGUCUCUAGCGGAAGAGAAGGCACCGAUCGAUACUUUGCUUUCGCCGGAGGUUGAAAAUAAACACUUCGUACAAGACGUUUCCCCGAAGAGAGUGAAGAAAGUGAAAUCUGAACCGAAAAAAGAUUUCAAGAAACAAUCAAAGUCGUUAGAAGGUGACAAACCGCCAUUGAAAAAGAGUGCAUCGAAAGAGUCACGUGCACCGGUGGUGAAUACGAAAAUUGAUAAAUCCAAAUUAAAACUCGGCGAAAUGCCACAAGAAAUUAUAAUAAUCGAUUCGACAGACGUAGCCCCAGAGAUAAGCAUUGUUCAAAAGGCAAGAUCGAAAUCCGUAACUAGAUUGUCCGAUAAACCAUUUUCAACAUCGAAGGAAGAGAAAGAAGAGACGAGAACUCGCGCGAAAUCAGCGUCUGUCGAUGACGAAUUGAUUAAAGGUACGAAGUCGGAGAAAUCCAGACCGAAGUCGCUGGGAAUAUCGAAAAGUCUGGGAAGUACAGAGAAAAAGGAUUCGGUGGAGAAAAUAUCUCCAAAGAGAACUAUCUCGAAGACUGCCGCUAAAGCGGACUCGAAGGUUGAAGGUAAAUCUGCUGUGACGAAAGACGCGGUAUCGAAACAGGAUGCGAAGUCGGCGCGCGGUAAAACAGGUUUGAAAGCAGAAUUAAGUAACGUAGAAGCUGCUGAGAAACAGUCUAAACAAGAGAAAGAGUCUAAAGUACAUGUCAAACCUGACGUAGUGAUUGAUCAACCCACCAAUUCUAAACAAGUUGCAGCAGCUGAGCUCAAGGGAUCGGUUAAGGAAUCGGGCAAGGAACCAAGUAAGGAGACAGCGAAAGAAAGUAUAAAGAAGGCGGCACUUGCUCAAGAUUUAACCCAGUCUCCGUUGAUGUUACGUAAGCCUGGACAAACGCCGAUACUGUUCGCUCGUGCGCGUCUUGGCCUCUCCGAAGGUAGUGGAAUCGGUGCGCUUCAACGUCAAGGUGCAACGCAGUCACCUACAGCACAGCGACGUGCGAAAUCUUUAGAUGCAGCGGUGAUUUCCGUGCAUAGAUUGCCACCGACGAAUGCGUUCUCCAGCAAAGAUGAUACAGUAGAUGUGUCGGAAAAUCUAGAGGAUCAGGAGAAUGCCGCUGAAGGUGCGAGUGUGGCACAAUCGAAGGCACAAUCGGUGCAGAUGGAGGCUUCUCCGAAUCAUCGAUCCGACAGUACGGAUCAUACAACUAUUCCGGAAAUAUAUACCGAUUCCUUGUCCGUCACGGAAACCUCGGCGCAAUAUUUGGAAUCACCGUUAACAGAAUGCAAUGAGAUCGCGACCUGUAUCGAUCUGAUACCUUAUGAGCAAGAGGGUAAGCAGAUGCCAUUUAGGAGUUACAUUAACGGAAACGAAACGCAAACAUCAAAUAUUGCGGGGAGUAUUAAAGUGGAAGAAGCGACGAAAUUCAUUGAUCAGAGUUCCGCGGAGUCCGGCGCUGAGCAGGAAGUUUCUCAGGAGAGUUCCGAAGUGAAGAUUAACGUGCCUAGAGGUACUCAAUCAAGUCAAGAUCAAUCGGCGGUUCUUCCGAAGAGCGGUAGCACGGAAGUUGUUAGUUGUAAGUCGAAAGAAACCAAACAAUCAAAUAAUGCCGAAACAAUAUCAACGAAAUCUCAUUCGGAGGAUCUUCAUAUUGAAACGGAAGAUACGAAAAUCAAGUCCGAGAGGGACGAUGUUCCUGACGUAACUAUAAGUGCAGCCCGAGAAGAUGAGAAAUUUAUCUCCGGAUACUAUGAUCAGGACGAAUUUCAAGAUAUGGCCAAGUCACCAAUACAGAUAUCUAUUGAAGAGUGUUCUGACGAUGAAGUGAAUCCGGAGGAUGAGGAAGAGGAAGAGGGACGAGAAGAGAUCGACGAGCGGGAAGAAGAGGAAAACAAACCACUUGAUUCUCUCGAUACGAGUGAAGAUACGCUCGAUGCGCUUGAUAUGCAAAUGCGCGGUGUAGACAGUGGACUGAGUUCACCGGACUACGGUAUUGAUAAAAUGGACGAAAAGACACUAGUCGAGGUCGAACUAACACCGGAAUAUCUGGAAAUGAAAAGGGAGGACGAAGAGGCUGCGGAAGAGUUACCGGAAGACGAGCCAGUUAAAGAAGCCACAGAUACGAUUGAAAUUGCGGACGCCAAUCGUUUGUCCAUUGAUAGAAAGCUCAGAUUGAGUACCGAACGCUCGAGAAGCGAAGAAAGCACUAUAACUAACACUUGGACACCGGACAGAGAAGAUCCAGAUUCUAGCUCGUGUUCCAUUGCCCGACCAUUGGGAAUCGGUCAAAUACAACCCAUAAUAGAUCGUCGAGAGAUUGCUAUGAUCGAAGGGGCUCGUACUGGCAGUUCUCUGGAUGACGACAACAGCAACGACUCGCAACCUCCUCCGAAGCAGGAGAUGAGUACCACGUGGAAAUCGUUUCCGCAGGAGAGCUCCGGUAGUUCCAGUCUGGAAGACGUACCUCACGACGAGAGUAAUAUGCAGCAAUCGCAUUCCGAAGAUAGCAAUGGUCAGAACGAGGACAGUUUCCAAGAAGACCUAGCAGAUUUUCCUGGCACUUUUAUUUAUCCCAUUGGACCAGAGAUACUGGCUAAUUACGGUGCAUUCUCGCUUUCUCGUACGUUGUCUAGAAUAUCAGAACGAUCAACCACGUCGGAACAAGAUAAGAGUGAUUUCGAGGACUCUUUCAAACCUAGCUCGAGAUCGCCGAGUCUCGACGACGAAUCUUUAAUGUCGAGUGAUCAUCAACCGUCUCUGUCAUCGGAUCCUCCGUCCGGCACGGCACUACCGUCUGUUUCCGACGAUCGCAGGACAUCUUCAGAGUUACCGGACAUUCCCAUCGAUGUAGUUGGCAUGCAAGAAGAUGACACGAAAUCGCCACGAACAAACCGAAGGUCACGAUUGCAACUGCAAAGUUCCGAGGAUUGGCCAUCACCACCGAGUUCUCCUGUGUUCGAUGCACCAGUAGUGAGUCACGUGGAGACAUUUUAUAUGGAGAUCAAGCCAGAGGAAGCUGUUAAAGUUACCGUUACGGAUAGCACCGAGACACCCGUUCGAGCGGAACAGGAUAGUGAUUCCAGUGAUGAGAACAGAACUCUGCACGAUGAUUUGCAUUCAACUCUUUUGGAGGACGGACAGAGUUCGCCGUCCGCAACGGUAGAUGGUACGGUGAAAAUCGUGGUAAAGCCAAAGUCGAACUCGUACAUAACCGGCUCAUCGCACAGUGAGGACACGUCAAUGGGCUUGUCCAUGUCCGAGUGGUCCAGCUCAAAUAAUACGGUGCGCCAAUUUUGUCAGUAUUCUGGCACGAAAUCCGAUGAUAAUUCACUGGCGGAACUGGGUGCCUCAAUCUCCGAUUGGUCGGGUAGCACGACAGUGAUACCGCAGCAAUAUUAUUCCACAGCGGCCGCAGACAAGAGCCAAAGCGACACUACGACAUCUGAAAGAAGUGCCACCAGCAUGAGGCCGAACUCGAAGUGUCAAACUGCUGACAGUUCUUCUUUUCCUUCUCCACCGUCUCCACCGUCUCCGUCUUCGUUGCCGUUACCUAUAUCGCCACCACUGCCUUCUCCACCCGAGACACCUACCUCCCCAUUGCAUCAGCUUGAAGAUGAAGCUACUGGUUCCGCAGUUGAACAGUGCGAAGUUUUACAAAUCGAGACCGUCGAUGACAACGAUCCUCAUCAAGCUCGAACGCGUGGUGAUGAGUUCGAUGAAGCCCGGCGGUUUAUCGAGAGCCAAUUCGACGAUCAUCGUCGACUCUCUCAUUACGACGAUGAGCAGCAACAGGGUGUAUACAAGGAAUUCACUGACAUCUCACCACCUCGCAUCACCCUUCGAAAUGAGUACGACGAAGCCAUCGAUGAUGAUGACUUCCAAAUGAUUCCAGAUGAAGAGACGCUUUGUGUCGACACAGCGCUACCGAUCCCUGAGGAGGACGAAGAGGAUCAGCUAUACGAUAACGUGCCCGCUAUGAAGUAUUCCAGUAGCGACAAAGUACGGAUGGAAGUCGGUCGUGGUGACAGUUCGGAAGACAUGCAUGAGAAAUACGCCGAUCUCACGUUGCAGCCAAGAACGGCGGAUGACGACUGGUCCUCUGAAGAGCGAAGGGACGUACCGACAGAAGAGAAGCCAACGAAGGCGACAAGCAAAUUCGAUCGCGGUUUUUCGGAGCCGAGUUCACACGAGUCGGGCAGGUAUCAGGGCACUCGGUCCACUGAACGACCUGUAAUGGUACCAAUCCGAGCUAAAUCGACCCCGUAUUACUCCACGACAAGCCUGAGCGGUGAAUCGACCACGUCCAGUCCGCCCAUGCCGAUCAGAACGCAAAUCAGAACAAAGACGAUGCCGUAUUCGUCUAGUCGCAGCCCGCAAAGCGAAGGCGACACGUCCUCGAGUAUGGACAGUCCGGCACAUACGCCUGAUAGGGGUCAGAGAGCUUUUCGCCGAAAACGGCAGCAGAAUGUUAAAAGACGACAUCGCGUAGUUGUUGACCUCGAGGUCAAGGAUGGUCACAUUGUCUCCAGUACUGAUUCUAGUUUCGACGUGGCGAACAUACCGCCGCCUCUGUUGACGGAGGGUCAAAGCCUGGAGAUAGAUGAUGACGACGAGGACGAUGAGAUGUCCGAGACAAAGGAUGAGAUGGAGCGUCGACGGCAGCAGCGUUGACACAGUGAUGACGAUCGUUAAAUUGACACGCCCGAGGGAGAAACAGAAAACGAGAGCGUGAUCGCGGCGACGCUCGUUCGGGCAUGAGCUAGUAGGAUUCGUAAGGAAGUUUCCAGUCACGUGGAAUUGAGCACAUACUUAAAAUUGAUAGACCUAUCGUUCUUUAUUAAACAAGCGCGCGACAAGCGCUCGUGCGGACGCGAUCAAUUACGCGUUCUAGACUUGACGUUCGCCAUACGAGCGAGGAUCAACGGAACUCGCGAAGCGGAUCGACGACUUGAUCUGGCCUUUAUGACUGAUCUUGAUUCAACGACAGCGAUUACUCACUGAUAUCGCAUCGAGAAGCAAUCGGGAUCGAGAAUUAUAUACGGGUAUGAUCGAUGAAAUGGACACCAACGACGGCAAAAAGAAAGCAGGACGGAUGUAAAACGCGAUAUACGCGUCCGUCGUGCCGGGCCAGGGAGCCCGAGCGAAUGAUCAAAAUGCGUGGAGAGUCUAGUAAUAUCGUUAGGAUACGUUUGUUACACGUUUUAGAGACCCGGUUUACUUUGAUAUUAUCGUCACGAUAGAACCCUUCAACCCCGUAGACGAGUACUUAGCGAGUAACAUUUAUGCAUAAAACUCGGAAAGCGAAUAUUAAGAUAUAUUAUCACAAUCGACGUGCACGUGUGUGACUCGUUGAGGAACGACAGCCGUUACACGGGCGACACGUUAUAUCCUAGUAAUAAUAAUAUAUGACAUUAUAAGAGAUAGAAAUCGAAAGAGCGACGCGUAGGACCUUCGAGGGUAAUCGUAAAGUUAAAACGAACGUAAUUGCGUAACUGCGAAUCAUUUUUAACUCUUUACUCGGUCCAGUCUUUAUUUCGGUUUUGCAUAUAAGAUACAUUAUUAGAGAGAAUCGUGCAAAUACUUAAACGUAAUAUUAUCUUUUUUUUUUAGAUACAUGUAGCUUUGUUAUAAUUAUAUCUAGCACCCCUACGGCACUUACUCGUGUAACUGUUACGCUAAAUACAACGUUAAAGGGAUAGACGUCGCGGCAUUGCAAAAGUAACACUAUUCAGUCGUAUGACUUGAAUUCACCAGGACAAUCAAUUGCGCGAGGCGUUGCCGAAGUAUUUCUCGAGGUGGAGACGGAAACAAACGCGGAAUUAUAACGUAGGUCGGCAAUCGCGUUUCCGGUUCGUACUGAACAACUCCGACGAAUUACCGUGUAUGAUUUCGCCGCAGUUUCGUUUGCGUAGCAGAGGGGAGAAAAAGUUGCUCAACGUAGAUACAUAAACGUGGUCCUUCGUUGAAAGUCGCGUGGUUGUUUCUCGUGGUAAAGACUCAUUCGGGGAUAGUGGCGGAGUAGCAACGAAGAAACCCGACCCGGGUCUAGCAUACUCCGCAUCGGAAUUCCCUCAACGAGCAAAAAGAGCACCUGAUACUCAUUAUAGACGUUGGUCAUGGACCAAUCGGUAGCUAAGAUGUGAUUUGUUCUAGAUGAGAACUUAAGCCUCGUCUGUAUGUUAAUCCGUCAACUUAUUUAUCUAAUAACGAACAAUCUGAGAUACGCAGAUUAUAGGCAGGGAGAUUUAGAGCUCUAAGUUAAGGUCGUAAAGUUAUCAUUGAUAUUCAUUAGUUACUUGUGUCUUGCUCGAAAGGAGGAGCACGGGUAGAAAUACCGUUCGGCUGUUUCUGAUAACUUGGCUGUUUUUUUCGCUCAUUCAGCGAAUUUGCUAUUUGAGACUAAUACGUACAUGCGCAUACGUUCAUUGCUCACGGUUAUUCGUUUUUUUAGACUGGAGAUUUUAGGAAGAUCAGCUUUAUAACAAGUCGUUUACGAGAGGGACGCUCGAAUUGGUCUCUCUCUCUCUGUGGAAAACGUGCAUAAGUUGAUUUGAAGGCAAAAUUGCAACAAAGAAUCCGACUUGAGCGAGGCAACAGAAAGUCCUAUUGGUUUCAGCUUGUAUUGUGCCUAGUUUUUAUACCAUGUUUGUCGUAUGCACAAUUUAAUGAUAGUGAGGCGUGUACCUCGACGCGAAUUGUGAUGUAUACGCAUGCAUAUACGUAUCACACAUGUACGCGCACGUGCGUGUUGUGUGCGUAUUGUGUGCGCGUCUCUAUCGGUGUCCUUAGGUAAGUAAAAUAUACGUAAGCAUAGGGAUUGAUCAUUGAAAAAGAAAAUCAUUGAAAAGAUCGUUGAAAAAAAACAUUUUUCGGCUGUUAUGAGCGAAUGCGAAUCCCAACAAGGGGUAACGAUUACAGUUACAAAUUACACGGUUUACUAUCAAACAUACACGUUAUAUAUGUCGUCAGAGAUAUAAUUUUGUUCAUUCUUCUCUGACGGGAUAUAAAAAAAUCAUCAAACUUGCAAUUGCAACAUUUUUACUUUCGUUUAAUAUACAUUUUAUACUUUUAAUUUCGUAUAAAAUGUGUUAAUAUAUUAUUGUGAAUAUACAUAUUGUCUUGCAUUUUACAAGCAGAAAUAAAAUACUAAAGCUGUAAAUUUAAAAAAUUCUAGAAAUAAUGUUUACAGUUUUAUCCAUCCUAAAACUGAAGAUAGAUAAGGAUAGAUUCAAAUCAAAUGACCGAAA
Ooceraea biroi (clonal raider ant) is the source of this 13340-nucleotide messenger RNA. Its product is annotated as FERM, ARHGEF and pleckstrin domain-containing protein 1. The record is from RefSeq and is a predicted model, not a curated record. Gene Ontology annotation, molecular function: guanyl-nucleotide exchange factor activity; cytoskeletal protein binding. Gene Ontology annotation, cellular component: cytoskeleton. NCBI's taxonomy places the organism in Eukaryota, Metazoa, Arthropoda, Insecta, Hymenoptera, Formicidae.